AAAUCGCGUUGCAGAUCUCACGCCUGGCCACACUCUUGGUUUUAUUUUAGAAGUGUUUUUGCAGUGUAAGUUAUUUUUUAUAAAAAACGUUGCCUACUGGAAGCUUUGCACAACAUUUAAAAAGCAGAAAAUCGAGAAAAUCGGCAAAAUGACGCAAAUGUCUCAGGACGAAAUAAUAACCAAUACAAAAACAGUCCUCCAAGGCCUCGAAGCCUUGCGAGUGGAACAUGUUUCGAUUAUGAACGGCAUUGCCGAGGUCCAGAAGGACAACGACAAGUCGGACAUGCUGCGAAAAAACAUCGAGAACAUCGAACUGGGCCUCAGUGAGGCCCAGGUGAUGAUGGCUCUCACUUCGCAUAUGCAGAACAUCGAGGCCGAGAAGCAAAAGUUAAAGACACAGGUGCGCCGCCUGCAUCAGGAGAACGCCUGGCUGCGCGACGAACUGGCCAACACGCAGCAGAAGUUCCAGGCCUCAGAGCAGCUCGUCGCCCAGCUGGAGGAGGAGAAGAAGCAUUUGGAGUUCAUGGCCUCGGUAAAGAAGUACGACGAGAACCAGGACCAGGACGACAGCUGCGAGAAAUCCCGCACCGAUCCGGUGGUGGAGCUCUUUCCGGACGAGGAGAACGAUGACAGAAACAACAUGUCUCCCACUCCGCCCAGCCAGUUUGCCAAUCAGACUUCCGGCUACGAAAUUCCAGCACGUCUGCGAACACUGCACAACUUGGUUAUUCAGUAUGCAUCGCAGGGCAGGUACGAGGUAGCCGUUCCCCUCUGCAAACAAGCCUUGGAAGACCUCGAAAAGACCAGUGGCCACGAUCAUCCCGAUGUAGCAACAAUGCUAAAUAUUCUGGCUCUCGUGUAUCGUGAUCAGAACAAGUAUAAGGAGGCAGCCAAUUUACUGAACGACGCUCUGUCGAUUCGUGGAAAAACUCUCGGCGAGAACCAUCCAGCCGUAGCCGCCACCUUGAACAAUUUGGCCGUCCUCUAUGGCAAACGUGGCAAGUACAAAGAUGCCGAGCCCCUUUGCAAGCGUGCCUUGGAGAUCCGAGAGAAGGUUUUGGGCAAGGACCAUCCCGACGUUGCCAAGCAGCUCAACAAUCUGGCCCUGCUCUGCCAGAACCAGGGCAAGUACGACGAGGUUGAGAAGUAUUACCAGCGAGCACUCGACAUUUACGAAUCGAAGCUGGGGCCCGACGAUCCGAACGUGGCCAAGACAAAGAAUAAUCUGGCUGGCUGCUAUCUGAAGCAGGGCAGAUACACCGAAGCGGAGAUACUCUACAAGCAGGUGCUGACCCGCGCCCACGAGCGUGAGUUUGGGGCCAUCGAUAGCAAAAACAAACCCAUUUGGCAGGUGGCCGAGGAGCGUGAGGUCAACAAAUACGACAACAGAGAGAAUACCCCAUAUGGCGAAUACGGUGGAUGGCACAAGGCGGCUAAAGUGGACUCCCCAACCGUCACAACCACUCUCAAGAAUCUGGGGGCACUCUACCGGCGGCAGGGCAUGUUCGAGGCUGCCGAGACCCUCGAGGACUGUGCAAUGCGGAGUAAAAAGGAAGCCUACGAUCUAGCCAAGCAAACAAAGGUCUCACAGCUGCUGACAUCGAAUGAGAAGCGACGAUCCAAGCAGAUUAAAGAUGACAUGGACUUCACCGAUGAGAAAAAUGCGAAACCAUGAAAAUAUUAUUUGUUCAUCGCCCACAACGGAAUCUUUAUGUUUAUGAUUGAAAGUUAACAAGAAAAAAAAACACACACACUUUAUUUAUUCAUUCCUUAAUAUACAUAAGCUGCUCUCAAAGCAUACAUUAGCAGAUAAACAACGUUUUAUACCUUGUUAUUUCGGCAAAAAGAAGAAUAUGUACCGCUUUUAAUAAUAAAAACCAAAUAUAUUUAACAGA
Drosophila kikkawai is the source of this 1895-nucleotide messenger RNA. RefSeq names its product kinesin light chain (gene Klc). Gene Ontology annotation, biological process: microtubule-based movement. Lineage: Eukaryota; Metazoa; Arthropoda; Insecta; Diptera; Drosophilidae. Gene Ontology annotation, cellular component: cytoplasm; kinesin complex. Gene Ontology annotation, molecular function: kinesin binding. The record is from RefSeq and is a predicted model, not a curated record.